AUAACCAUAGACUGUGGUGUUGUAACCUGGAUGCAUUUAAAAAGCGGCAACGUUUUUUUUAACGAAACUAAACUUCACUUACGUUUAAACGGUACUCUUAAAUCGUAAAUAUUGUUCAAUUUCUUCCACAGAAACCAGCAGGUUAAACUGGUUCAUUCCGGUGUUUUGGUCACGGUCAGCGUGUCUCCAGUUGAAGCCAGCAAGCCGACUAGAUGCUUUCCCAGGGCAAGACCGUCUCCUCUCGGCUGCUCAGGCCGUUGUCAAGGCUUCCUCUCUGGCUGGGGUCUGAUGGUAGAGCCGCUAGCUCUCUGCAUAAAGAGUUGAUAAAGAAACAUGACCUGGAGAAAGAUGAGCUGCGCCCCCUCUACAUGGACUUCCAGGCCACCACGCCCAUGGACCCCCGGGUGCUGGACGCCAUGUUGCCCUACCAGGUGAAUUACUAUGGUAACCCUCACUCCAGAACACAUGCCUACGGCUGGGAGAGCGAGAGCGCCAUGGAGACGGCCAGGAAGCAGGUGGCUGAUCUGAUUGGAGCAGAUCCCAGAGAGAUCAUCUUUACCAGUGGAGCCACCGAGUCCAACAACAUGGCCAUCAAGGGCGUAUCCAGGUUCUACCAGACCAAGAAGCGUCAUGUGAUCACCACACAGACAGAGCAUAAAUGCGUUCUUGACUCGUGUCGAGUCCUGGAGUCUGAAGGUUUCAGUGUGACCUACCUGCCAGUCCAGACCAACGGACUGGUGGACCUGGAGCUGUUGGAGGCCUCCAUUCGUCCUGACACCUCUCUGUUGUCAGUGAUGACCAUCAACAACGAGAUAGGAGUCAAGCAGCCAAUCAAGGAGAUCGGUCAGAUUUGUCGUUCCAAAGGAGUCUUCUUCCACACUGACGCCGCUCAGGCUGUCGGAAAGAUUCCCGUCAACGUCACGGACUGGAAGGUUGAUCUAAUGUCCAUCAGUGGCCACAAGAUCUACGGACCCAAAGGUGUGGGUGCUUUGUAUGUUCGCCGUCGGCCCCGGGUGCGUCUGGAGCCGCUGCAGAGCGGGGGUGGGCAGGAAAGGGGUCUGCGCUCCGGAACGGUACCCACCCCUCUGGCUGUUGGGCUGGGAGCCGCUUGCAGCAUUGCACAGCAGGAGUUGGAGUAUGAUCAUCACAGAGUGUCUAUGCUGGCUAAUCGUCUAAUCCAGAAGAUCAUGUCGGAGCUUCCUGACGUCAUCAUGAACGGAGAUCCAGAACAUCGCUACCCUGGCUGUGUCAACCUGUCCUUUGCCUAUGUGGAGGGAGAGAGUCUGUUGAUGGCGCUGAAGGAUGUCGCUCUGUCUUCUGGGAGUGCGUGUACGUCAGCGUCUCUGGAGCCAUCAUACGUCCUCAGAGCGAUCGGAGCAGAUGAAGACCUGGCUCACUCUUCCAUCAGGUUUGGUAUUGGCAGGUUCACCACAGAAGAAGAGGUAGACUACACAGCAGAGAAAUGUAUCCUGCAGGUCUCCAGGCUCCGAGAGAUGAGUCCUCUGUGGGAGAUGGUUCAAGAAGGCAUCGAUCUGAAGAGCAUCAAGUGGACGCAGCACUAGACUCCUCCCACUUCUUCUUCCCUUCCCUGGCUGCCGAUGACAAUGGAUUCCCAGGGAACUCCGGGAACGAACUGGCUGUUCCUUCCUGUACACAAACACGCACAAACUUCCUGCCUGACUUGAAGUCUGUUUGUAACUGUAGCGCUGUGUGUCCAUAGAAGCUCCUCUUGUAUCUCUGUCAGGAGAUGGUUUUCAGAGAUUUGACCAGCACGUUUCAGCCUUUGCUUGUUCAAAGUCAUUCUGUGACACCUAGCUCCUGUAUCACAACGUCAGUUCAUCUUAGUCUGGCUCUUUUUUGGGGUUACCUGGCUUCACUUUCCACUAUCUCUGGGUUUACUAAUCCAGCUCUGAGCAUGUUCAACAGAAAUGGUAAUGACUUCACAUGUAACGUCAACAGCUCCAUGAGUAACAUGAUAUGACAUCAGAUGAAACUGCGGGCAAAUUAUAUUACUGAGGUGGCAAAAAGAAGAGAUUUACAUUGAGGUGAAAUAUAUUGAGCAUUAUUGCACAACUAGAAUAAAAUAAGAUGUUGUAGAUUAAUGUUUAAAUAU
This is a messenger RNA of Etheostoma cragini (Arkansas darter), 2113 nucleotides long. RefSeq names its product NFS1 cysteine desulfurase (gene nfs1). Gene Ontology annotation, molecular function: cysteine desulfurase activity; pyridoxal phosphate binding. The coding region runs from base 213 to 1562 and encodes 449 amino acids. The transcript is spliced from 13 exons. The record is from RefSeq and is a predicted model, not a curated record. NCBI's taxonomy places the organism in Eukaryota, Metazoa, Chordata, Actinopteri, Perciformes, Percidae. Gene Ontology annotation, cellular component: mitochondrion; cytosol; nucleus. Gene Ontology annotation, biological process: [2Fe-2S] cluster assembly.